AUGGCCGACACCAAUGGAUUCUCCGCGGGGUUAACCCCGAUGGAGGUGGUUGACGAACAAGGUUCUGGUGUCCCAGAACCGACUAACAAGGCGAAAGGCCGGCACCGUGUGCUCUGUGGCAUUCAAAGAAUGUCUUCUUCGCCGUCACUUUCGCGGAGUGGUCGUGUGAGGUCACAUAGCAACCCUCAGAAGGGCCGCGGGAACAUCUCUUGCGUGAGCUUGGCGGGACCAUCAACCGCUGGAAGCUCCUUUGGUAGCGACUCUUACUUCCCCACAGGAGCGACAGCAUCAGGCUACGCCAGUGCCUCGAGCUCUGUACCGCCGACGCCGUCCAGCGAAAUAAUUCAAUUUGAAGGUGUCGACGGCCGCCUGGCAAUCCGAAGGGUCGAUAACUUUAUCCCUACAACCCAAUCUCCUGGGCCCCAGUCGAUAGGGCUUCCAGGCGAUUUGAGAACCACGAGCAAGACCCAAAUCGCAAACCCGGCGGUACCUAAGCGGGACUUCAACUUUUGGGAGAAUAUGCCGCACGAAAUGCGGGUUCAGAUAUUUUCCUACCUGUCUCCCAAAGAGCUGGUGCGGACUUCACGUGUCAGCAAAACAUUUCACAAGAUUUGCUUUGACGGGCAACUGUGGACGUGCUUUGACGCAACCGAGUUUUAUCAAAUAAUACCUGCCGAGUCAUUGGCGAGGAUUAUUAUGGCUGCUGGACCAUUCAUCAAGGACCUAAACCUGCGAGGUUGUGUCCAAGUCGAGCAUUAUAAGCGGGCUGAGGUGGUUGUCAAGGCUUGCAAGAACUUGGUCAACGCUACGCUCGAAGGAUGCCGAAAUUUUCAGCGCAACACUCUACACAGCCUGUUGAGGAGCAAUGACAAACUCGCCAAUCUCAAUUUGACUGGGCUGACCGCGGUGACUAACAUAUCUUGCAAGAUCAUCGCCGAGUCUUGCCCGCAGCUGGAAACGUUCAACGUCUCGUGGUGCGUACACAUGGAUGCCAGAGGAAUCAAGGCAGUACUCGAGGGGUGCCCGAAGUUGAAGGAUCUUCGGGCUGGAGAAGUUCGGGGCUUUGACAACUUGGAAGUUGCUGAGAUGCUUUACACGACCAACAACCUGGAAAGGCUGGUCCUGAAUGGCUGUGCAGAGCUCAACGAUCGCGCGCUUAAGAUCAUGGUCCACGGAGAAGACCCCGAAAUCGAUAUUCUGACCGACCUACCUGUGGUGCCGCCGAGGAAAUGGCGUCAUUUAGACCUGAGCCGAUGCGCUCGUCUUACGACUCAAGGAGUGAAGGCGUUGGGAUACAAUGUUCCAGAUUUACAGGCACUGCGACUAUCCGGUUGCACCGCAUUGACCGACGCAGCCCUCGAGCCCAUAUUUGCAUCCACCCCGCGCCUAACACACGUCGAACUCGAAGACCUCGCAGAUCUAACCAACAGCCUCUUCUCAGAACACUUGGCCAAGGCACCUUGUGCUCCCUGGCUGGAGCACCUGUCUAUCAGUUACUGCGAGAAUCUUGGCGACAGCGGUGUACUACCCGUGGUGAAGAACUGCGUUAACUUGAGGAGCAUUGACCUCGAUAACACCCGUAUCAGCGACUUAGUCCUCGCCGAAGCCGCUUACAUGGUGAGCGGCCGCUCGCAGAGCGCCGCGAGGAGGCCCAAGCCCAAGGUUGGACUGCACAUGGUUGUCUACGACUGCCAGAACGUCACUUGGACCGGCAUCCGCGAGGUCCUCUUCCGUAAUGCCCAGUCGAAGCCCUCUGUUGCCGAGGUUGGCAAGUUCGCAUUUGCCAGUGAGGCCAUCAGCCUAAAAUGUUUCUACAAAUUUCAAAUGACUGUGGACGAGCACAUGAAGCGUGUACUCCGCGGCGAUCUCGCCUCGGCCAAUCGCCUCGAGCGCCGCUGGGCCGAUUACAUGCAGGCAACCGAGGAGGCGGGCGCAACUGGGGCUGGACACCGCCGUCGCAGACGUCGCGCCCGAGAGGCCCAGAUGCUCCACGCCGAUGAGGAGGAUGGUGGUAACGGCGGUCGGCGCCGAGGCCGGACUGUCGGGUCAUGCACCAUCAUGUGA
Molecule: messenger RNA, 2064 nt
Organism: Colletotrichum truncatum
Lineage: Eukaryota; Fungi; Ascomycota; Sordariomycetes; Glomerellales; Glomerellaceae
Product: F-box domain-containing protein
Biological process (GO): SCF-dependent proteasomal ubiquitin-dependent protein catabolic process
Cellular component (GO): SCF ubiquitin ligase complex
Molecular function (GO): protein binding
Source: RefSeq, a predicted model, not a curated record